Messenger RNA from Funneliformis geosporum, 466 nucleotides. The record is from the annotation of a GenBank genome assembly. Lineage: Eukaryota; Fungi; Glomeromycota; Glomeromycetes; Glomerales; Glomeraceae.
AUGCCUUCAAAAAAUUCCAUUUUAAAACGAACUGAACGUGCUAGAACUUUUCGUGCAGAAAUAAAAGCUAAAUAUCUUCGUGAACAACUCGCUUGCCUUCGAUCUUCUCUUUAUUUAGAGGAGCAAAAUAAACUUCUUUCUGAUGAACUUUUAGAAGUUUAUCAUGAUUCACAAGAACUUCAUGAAAAAAUACAAGAUCAAAAUCAUACAAUCUCUCUUCUGAGAGAACACGAAGAAGACAAUAUGACUCAUACACGUCGUCAAAUACAAAGAAGAGCUGAAGAGAAUCUGGAAAAAUCAGAGGCAGAGAACUUGCAUAAAUCUUAUUCGGCAAAUCACUGGGAAGCUAUAAAGGAACUUUUUCAAAUACUAGGCUUUACUAACAUUAAUGAUAUAUGUAUUUUUUUAGGUAAUAUUAUUUCAGAAGCAUUCGCUCAAUCAUGUGAAAGAUUUAUAGAAAUUCAAA